AUACUAACCAUGUCUGUCCACGCGGAGCCUCCGCCGUCUAUCGUCUCGGAACCACAUGGCAUCAAUUAUGCUACCUCCAACCAACUGGGCAAGGGCGGUUUCGCCAUUUGCUUCAAGGCCGAACGUCUUGAGCGCGACCAGCCCACCGGCCAUCUGGUUGCUCUCAAGAUUGUCAAGUCCAGGAUGGAGCCCGCGAAGCUAGCACAAAAGUUCAUCACCGAAUUGCAAAUUCAUUCCAAGCUGUCCCACCCUAACAUUGUAGCCUUCCACCGCGCCUUCUCUUUCGGCGAGAGCACCUACGUCGUCCUAGAACUCUGCUCCAGCGGCUCGCUUGCCGACAUGCUGAAGCGUCGCAAAAACAUCACUAUGCCUGAGAUACGUCGCUUCAUCAUCCAAGUCUCUGGCGCCGUCAAAUAUCUGCAUGCGCGCAACAUUGUCCAUCGCGACCUCAAGACCGGAAACCUGUUUCUCGACGAGAAGAUGAACAUCAAAGUCGGCGACUUUGGCCUCGCCGCCCUGCUCGUUAGUGGAAAGGACAUGGACGCCAAGCGACGAACCACCAUGUGCGGCACUCCCAACUAUCUGGCUCCCGAGAUCCUGGAAAAGGGCAAAGGUCAUAGCGAGAAGGUUGAUCUGUGGGCUAUUGGCAUCAUCGCAUACACUCUUGCUGUCGGAAGGGCCCCAUUCCACGCAUCAUCCAAGGAAGAAAUCUACAAGAAACUGAAAGCGGGCGACUAUUCAUGGCCCGAAUUAUCAUCAAUCACAAACGAAAUUUCUGCAGACCUACGCGAUUUGGUCUCGUCUCUGCUGGUCACCGAGGAACUGCGUCCCUGUCCGGAUCAGAUUGUUUCGCAUCCCUUCUUCAAAAUUGCCUUUGUACCCAGGCAAAUGAGUCGCGCUCAGCAAGGUACCCACAUGGCCCAACGUUCAACCGUCAACCCCGAAGUGCUUCAAAGAGGCUACAGUGAAUCCUGGUGGUAUGUCUGCAAGGAAUCUGGAGUUGGCGAGUACGCUCCAGGCAAGUGCUUCCAACUUAACGCAGGCAAGAAAAUACGCAGCAUUGUGAGGGACAUCGAGAGAGAGGUCGCUGCAGGUCGACAGCCCGUAAUUCCAAUCCCGUCAGACACAGUUUAUACGUCGCCAAACUGCAAUAGCAUCGACGCCUUCCAGCCCAGGAAUGCAUUGACAGAAAUCGCAGAGGAGCGUGAGCCCGACACGAGACAGCUCAAGGAGAUAGCCCAUAAUGAGAUUCGACCAGGAUCCAAGGACGAGAGCGCCGACGAGAACAAAAAGAAGAAGGAUGCCGAGUUGAUGCCUCCUCCUCCACGCGUCAGACGAGCAGGCCCGAUCCGAAGGACGCGCGCAGUUCCAGAUGAGAAGGAAGAAAGUGCUCCCGAGUCGACCCGCCAGUCCUCGCGCCUGAACACUCUCAGCCAAACUAACACAUUGAGUCAAACUGCCUUCAGUGGUACAAACUUCCUACCGUCAUCUUCGCAACCUCAAAGUGGUGAGAUUAUCCCAGUCUCCAAGCGAAGUGUAGACGCCAGUCUAGCACGACGUCCACGAAGGAAUGUUACCGAUCGUGAUAUUCCUGCUCUAGCAGAUGCCAUCCGCGAUGAUUUGGAGAUUGCGCCGUCUAGAACGUUAGCCACCAGAAGCUCGCGGUCAAGGUCGAAACAACCGAGUCAAGACGUGGUCGAGAUAUUUGAUGAGCAGGAAAAUCUUGGUAGACUGGUUCUUCCACCACCCCCAGCCAUGACUGCAAAACUUCCAGUACCAAGGAGAAAGAUUCUUGACACAACUUCGAUAUUUCCAGGAUCCGACCCGACAGCAGUAUUGGAGCGUCUCAAUGCAUUCCGGGAUAACCUGGCGUCAGCUUUGGAGAGAAAGCAUUUGGCGCCCUCCCGACGAAUCCCGCAACAACCCUCAAAGCCGCUUCCUUUUGUGAGUCGAUGGGUGGACUACAGCAAGAAACACGGAGUAGGAUACGUCCUGGAUGACGGUACAGUAGGAUGUGUCAUCAACGGUUCUGCGGCGACUGGAACACCCGUGACCCAUGUGGCAGUCAAAAAUGGAGAACGCUGGCUCGCACGUAUAGGAAAACGCUUCGAGCAUUUGGAACGUGUUCCAUUCAGGAUAUUCGAAGACCACGGAGCUGCUGGACUCGAGAAGCUUGACCUGGCAAGCAGGGAUGAGAAGACGAGAGAAAGACUACGAAUGCUCCGCGUUCUCUGGGUGAAGUUUGGAAGAUACAUGAGCCAAACGCUCAAUGCAACCGAGACGGCAGACUGUGCGGAUGAUGAAACGGAAGCGGACUCAGACUUGCUGUUUGUUCGGUUCUACCAAAGAUCGGGCAAUGUCGGUAUCUGGGGAUUCUCAGAUGGUUGCGUACAGCUCCACUUCCCCGAUCACACCAAAUUCGUCCUCUCCGCUGACGGUCUGCAUACUUCUGCAACACUCGUGCCCGUGGAAGGAGUGUACGCGAUCAAUGAAAAGCAUGAUCUGCCAACCAAGCUGCUCAGAGACCGGCAAACGUUGGUGCAUUCAAUACACGCACUGCUGUAUGGAUCACAGCCCGGAGGACGCGGGCAGAAGCUAUUCGCUGAGAUGGUCCAAGCCAACAUGGUCGAAGACAAGAUGCGCUUGCUGCUUCAAGUACUAGACCAAUGGAUUCAAGGAGGUGGUCUUGGUUGUACGGGUGUCGGAGAAGAACGUCUGCAGUGGCAGGGUUCUUGGGUCAACGAGCACGCGCGCAAGAUUGACUGGGUGACGGUGGGCAGGCUUGGAGGCGACGAGGCCGUCACUAAACGAGCCGGAAGAAAGAAGGAUGCCGCCGCCGCGCAACCCGGAGCCAUGGGCGGAAAGCCCCAGGUCAGGAAGGCGGCCUUCGAGUCGACCAAGAAGAAGGAAGUCGGAGUCUCGGAUCUCACCCUGAUCAGCAAGAUUUCCAACGAGGCCAUCAACGACAACUUGAAGAAGCGAUUCGAGAAUGGCGAGAUUUAUGUAUGCGCGCUGUCUACUUGCGCGUGUCCAGAUGGGCGGAUGCUGACUGUAGUCUUGCGCAGNACGUAUAUUGGCCAUGUGCUGGUGUCGGUGAAUCCGUUCAGAGACUUGGGCAUCUAUACCGACAAGGUGCUUGACAGCUACAAGGGAAAGAACCGUCUAGAAGUGUGUCUCUCAGCCAUGAACCAAUGUAUCAUCAUCUCAGGAGAGUCAGGAGCCGGAAAGACUGAGGCGGCCAAGCGUAUCAUGCAAUACAUUGCCAAUGUGUCUGGCGGCAGCAACUCGUCCAUUCAAGAGGUGAAGGACAUGGUACUGGCCACAAANCCCCUGCUCGAAUCUUUCGGAAAUGCCAAAACGCUGCGCAACAACAAUUCGUCGCGAUUCGGAAAGUACCUCGAGAUCCAGUUCAACGCUCAGGGUGAGCCCGUUGGUGCCAACAUCACCAAUUACCUGCUGGAGAAGUCAAGAGUUGUGGGACAAAUCAUGAACGAGAGAAACUUCCACAUCUUCUACCAGUUCACAAAGGCAUGCUCGGAGAAUUACAGACAGACAUUCGGCAUCCAGCAGCCUCAGUCUUAUGUCUACACUAGCGCAUCAAAAUGCUACGAUGUACAAGGAAUUGACGAUCACGCCGAGUUCCAGGAUACGUUGAACGCCAUGAAGGUUAUUGGAUUGUCGCAAGCAGAACAGGACGAUAUCUUCCGUAUGCUUGCCGCAGUCCUUUGGCUCGGCAACUGUACGUUUGGCGAGGACGACCAAGGAAAUGCCGCGAUCGCAGACCAGUCUGUGGUUGACUUUGUCGCCUACCUUUUGGAAGUUGACUCAGCUCACGUCAACAAGGCCUUGACUAUCAGAGUCAUGGAGACUAGCCGUGGUGGCCGAAGAGGAUCGGUUUACGAUGUGCCACUCAACCCGGCGCAAGCAACCUCUGUCAGAGAUGCCUUGGCUAAGGCCAUCUACUACAAUCUUUUCGACUGGAUUGUUCAAAGAGUUAACGUGUCUCUCCGAGCUAAGGGUGCAGUUGCUCAGUCGGUCGGUAUUCUGGACAUCUACGGAUUCGAGAUCUUCGAGCGCAACAGUUUCGAGCAGCUCUGUAUCAAUUACGUCAACGAGAAGCUGCAGCAAAUCUUCAUUCAAUUGACUCUCAAGGCCGAGCAAGAAGAAUAUGAGAGGGAACAAAUUACCUGGACUCCGAUUAAAUACUUCGACAACAAGGUUGUGUGUGAACUGAUCGAGGAAAAGAGACCUCCUGGCGUCUUUGCAGCAUUGAACGACGCUUGUGCGACUGCACAUGCUGAUCCCGCAGCUGCAGACGGUACUUUUGUGCAGAGACUGAAUGCUUUGUCCUCAAAUCCUAACUUCCAGCCAAGACAAGGCCAGUUUGUCAUCAAGCAUUAUGCUGGUGAUGUCGCCUAUGCGGUUGAGGGCAUGACGGACAAGAACAAGGAUCAGUUGUUGAAGGAUAUUCUUAACCUCUGCGGACAAAGCUCGAACAACUUUGUCCACACUCUCUUCCCUGAGCAGGUCGACCAAGACAACAAGCGCCGACCACCUACUGCUGGUGACAGGAUCAAGGCCUCUGCCAAUGACCUGGUUUCCACGUUGAUGAAAGCAUCGCCCUCUUACAUUCGCACAAUCAAGCCAAACGAAAACAAGUCACCUACCGAGUACAAUGUCGGAAACGUCAUGCAUCAGAUCAAAUACCUUGGUCUGCAGGAGAACGUACGCAUUCGUCGUGCUGGGUUUGCGUACAGACAGACAUUCGACAAAUUCGUGGAGCGUUUCUACCUUCUUUCACCGAAAACCAGUUAUGCCGGAGACUACACCUGGACUGGCGACGCCAAGUCUGGUGUCAAGCAGAUUCUCAAAGACAGCAGUAUCCCUGUCGAGGAGUACCAAAUGGGUGUUACAAAGGCCUUUAUCAAGACUCCGGAAACACUCUUCGCGCUUGAGACUAUGCGCGAUAGAUACUGGCACAACAUGGCCAUUAGAAUUCAGAGAGCCUGGCGCAACUAUCUUCGCUACAGGAUAGAGUGUGCAACACGCAUUCAACGCUUCUGGAGACGCAAGACAGGCGGUAUGGAGUUCAUCCAGCUUCGCGAUCAGGGUCACCAAGUCCUUGGAGGCCGCAAGGAGCGUAGACGUUACUCUCUGAUCGGUUACAGAAGAUUCAUGGGAGACUAUCUUGGUAUCGGGAACAAUGGUGGAUCUGGCGAGAUGAUCAGAAAGUCGAUCAACCUCCCCAGCUCUGAUCAAGUGCUGUUCUCUUGCCGCUGCGAACUCCUCGUCUCCAAGCUUGGACGUUCUAGCAAGCCAGAGCCGCGAUUCCUCAUCUUGACCAACAAGAAUGUUUACCUUGUCAAGCAAGCUAUUCUCAACAAGCAGCUGCAGAUCAUGGCCGAGCGUACGAUUGCUAUUGGUGCUAUCAAGUUUGUCAGCGCCUCUACGCUCAAGGAUGAUUGGUUUGCAAUUGGUGCUGGAUCUGCUCAAGAGCCAGACCCAUUGGUGAACUGCAUCUUCAAGACCGAGUUCUUCACCAUGUUGAAGCAGGCUUCGCGUGGUACAGUCGACAUUCGCGUCGCUCAAGAAAUCAGCUACAACAAGAAGCCUGGCAAACUCGCAACUGUCAAGGUUGUCAAGGACCAGACUGUUGCCCGCGACGAUCUGUACAAGAGUGGUACUGUUCACACUGGACCGGGUGAGCCUCCCAACUCUGUGUCGAAGCCUACACCCAAGGCCAAGUCGGUUCCUGGCAAACCAAUUACCAGCGGUAAGCUCCUCAGACCUGGAGGUCCUGGCGGCCAGCCGUCGAAGCUGGCUGCUCGUCCAGCGCCUCAAUCUCGACCUGUACCGCAAGCUCGCCCCCUACCAAGUGGAAACCAAGCCUCGCCAGCAGGUAUGCCCAGUGCAAACCAAGGACCGUCAGCAGGUCUGCCCAGUAGAACCCAAGGGAAUCCUGCAGGUCUACCCGGCUUAGUCUCGACCCCUGAGGCUGCCGCCGCUGCUGUACAAGCCGCCAUGGGUAUGGGACAAAAGCCAGUACCCGCGCCUGUCGCAGCACUCAACGGUAGUGGCCAUGCGCGCACACCGUCGGCAGGGUCGGCGCGCGCUCACUUGCCUCCACCACCACCACCUCCUGCUGCAGCACCAAAAGAACCACAGUUCAAGGCCAUGUACGACUUUGCUGGACAGACGAGCGGUGAGCUAAGUCUCACCAAGGACGAGAUCAUUGUAGUAACCCAAAAGGAAAAUAACGGAUGGUGGCUUGCGAAACGGAUGGAUGGCUCGGCGUCAGGAUGGGCGCCGUCGGCAUACCUGGAAGAGGUGGUGGCUAAACCGGCACCUCCACCUCCCCCACCAGUGCAGCGCUCAAUGCCUCCUGCACCGCCCAAGGCGAAUGGUGCCGUAGCUGGCAAGAAGAUGCCGCCGCCACCACCAGCAAAGCGACCGGCGGGACGCAAACCUGCACCCCCUGCGCCAGGAGGCAGUGGCAGUGGCACAGACAGCGGUACAUCGACGCCUCCAACAGGAGGUCUGGCAGGAGGAUUAGCAGAAGCGCUGCGAGCACGGUCAAAGGCAAUGAGACAGAAUGAGGAAGACUGGUAA
Messenger RNA from Aureobasidium vineae, 6609 nucleotides. NCBI's taxonomy places the organism in Eukaryota, Fungi, Ascomycota, Dothideomycetes, Dothideales, Saccotheciaceae. The record is from the annotation of a GenBank genome assembly.